Messenger RNA from Puntigrus tetrazona (Sumatra barb), 1025 nucleotides. RefSeq names its product histone H3. Gene Ontology annotation, cellular component: nucleosome. The record is from RefSeq and is a predicted model, not a curated record. Gene Ontology annotation, molecular function: DNA binding; structural constituent of chromatin; protein heterodimerization activity. The transcript has a single exon. The coding region runs from base 54 to 464 and encodes 136 amino acids. Lineage: Eukaryota; Metazoa; Chordata; Actinopteri; Cypriniformes; Cyprinidae.
GUUGAGCACCAAGUAGUAUUCUCUACGUCUAUAGAAAGUAGUACUUUUCAGCGAUGGCAAGAACCAAGCAGACCGCUCGUAAGUCCACCGGUGGUAAAGCCCCGAGGAAGCAGCUCGCCACCAAAGCCGCCCGUAAGAGCGCUCCGGCUACCGGCGGAGUCAAGAAGCCUCAUCGUUACAGGCCCGGCACCGUGGCUCUGAGAGAGAUCCGUCGCUAUCAGAAGUCCACCGAGCUGCUGAUCCGCAAGCUGCCCUUCCAGCGUCUGGUGCGAGAAAUCGCUCAGGACUUCAAGACGGACCUGCGCUUCCAGAGCUCCGCUGUCAUGGCCCUGCAGGAGGCCAGCGAGGCUUAUUUGGUCGGUCUGUUUGAGGACACCAACCUGUGCGCCAUCCACGCCAAGAGAGUCACCAUCAUGCCCAAAGACAUCCAGCUGGCCCGCCGCAUCCGUGGAGAGCGCGCUUAAACCCAACGCUUCAUCUUAAACACAAAGGCUCUUUUAAGAGCCACUAAAUUUACACUGAAAGAGAGUUUCCCCAUGUAACGCGGAAUAUGACGGCUAGAAAGUUGAGAAGGUUUGUCUGGGUCUGUUAUUUAGCUUUCCCAUUGCUAGAAAAUGUGAAGGGGCGCGCGAUGGGUUUCAGUUACUGUGUCAGGCUCCUGUAACGAUUUGGUAAAAGGGCUGACUGGCGCAUAUCGUGUUAUUCUUUUGUUUUCAUCGUCUUGGAGGAGAGUUGUAAACGUGUCUGGAAGAGGCAAAGGUGGGAAAGUAGGCGCAAAGCGUCGUCGUAAAGCGACAGGGAUGCACUUUGUACGGCUUCGGAUGUUAAAUGCGUUUGUAUUAUUUAAAACCCAACGGCUCUUUCAAGAGCCAUCCACGCUGUCACAAAGGGUAGAUCUAGAUAUGUUGUUUUAUUUUUCAUGUAACCUAAAGUUGUUAGUGUCUACUGUAUGCAGCAUGUAAACCGAAACUGGAUGGAACCGAUUACUUCUCAAAAGUUAGGGUUUCUUUCGAAGACACGGAAUG